AUGAAUCUCCUCAAGGUCCUUGCUGCUACCAUGGCACUCUUGGCUGGACAGGCCGUCGCCUCCGCUGAAGAUGUAACCAAUCCCUCCGAUAUUGAACCUCAGGUUUGCGUUGCCAUAAGGGUAUGCCAGGGCUUUAACUUCAAGGGGCCAUGCUACCAUGAAUGCCUCAAGCCAUCGACACCGCAUCAGAUUCGGGCCGGAUUCAAGAAGAAUGCUGGUUCGUUUGCGGUAGAUACCAAAGGCUUUUACUGUACUGUCGGAACUCCAAACACCAGCACCUGCUCGGGUAGAAAGCAUCCUGGCUUCAAGAGACUUCCUGAUUACUGUAUCAACAACAUAGAGGCCUACCAAUGUAACCCGGACUCGAACUGA
Aspergillus pseudonomiae is the source of this 372-nucleotide messenger RNA. RefSeq lists its product as uncharacterized. The coding region runs from base 1 to 372 and encodes 123 amino acids. The transcript has 3 exons. The record is from RefSeq and is a predicted model, not a curated record. Lineage: Eukaryota; Fungi; Ascomycota; Eurotiomycetes; Eurotiales; Aspergillaceae.